Molecule: messenger RNA, 2466 nt
Organism: Penicillium concentricum
Lineage: Eukaryota; Fungi; Ascomycota; Eurotiomycetes; Eurotiales; Aspergillaceae
Gene: pxa1
Product: putative peroxisomal ABC transporter (PXA1)
Exons: 1
Coding region: 1-2466 (821 amino acids)
Biological process (GO): fatty acid beta-oxidation; long-chain fatty acid import into peroxisome; very long-chain fatty acid catabolic process
Cellular component (GO): peroxisomal membrane
Molecular function (GO): ATP binding; ATP hydrolysis activity; long-chain fatty acid transmembrane transporter activity
Source: RefSeq, a predicted model, not a curated record
AUGGCUGUCCAGUCAACCCUUCGGCGUCCGGAGGAUCCCCUCCUAGCACUAUAUCGUCAUUACUCCGAUCUCGUACGCUCCAAGUUCCACCGCACAUCCAAAACAACCCGCUUGAUUGCAACGAUAGCCCUUCUUUUCUCCAUCAUCGGCUCGAGUUAUGGAGGCUAUCAAUGGUUCCGAGGAAGAGCCAAGGAGCGAGCCCGCGGUCGCCGUCUAUUACGCCGGAACUCUGGUAUCCGGGGUAAAGAUGGAUCUCGUACUAUCUACGUACCAUACAAAGACUCUUUAACCUCCAAGGUCUUGAUCCAUCCCACCAAGCCGACUACCUUUGACGCUCAUCGACGACUAUUCCUCAACCCCCCGGCAUCGGCUCGCAGCAAAGAUGAUGGCUCGGCAAGCCAGAUCCCUCCCCCUACAACCAAACCAGGUCUAAAUUUGGCAUUCCUACAUCAGUUCUUAAGCUUGGGUAGUAUUAUGGUCCCGAGAUGGGGAAGCAAAGAGACUGGAUUGCUGAUGAGCCACGGCCUUUUUCUCUUGUUGCGAACAUACCUUUCACUAUUGAUUGCACGGCUUGACGGUGAGAUUGUGAGGGAUCUAGUCGCUGGAAAGGGAAAAGCUUUCCUUUGGGGUAUCCUCAAGUGGUGUGGAAUUGGAACUCUGGCUUCAUAUACCAAUGCGAUGAUCAAAUUCCUCCAAUCGAAGGUGUCCAUCGCCUUCCGCACUCGGUUGACCCGGUAUAUCCACGACUUAUACCUAACCGACAAUAACAAUUACUAUAAAUUGAUGAAUUUGGACGGUGGAAUUGGUCAAAGCCCCGAUCAAUUUAUCACGCAGGAUCUUACCCUGUUCUGCACGGCUGCCGCAUCAUUAUACUCCUCAAUGGGAAAGCCGUUGGUGGAUCUUUUCGUAUUCAACUACCAACUUUACCGCUCACUCGGCCCCCUUGCCCUGAGCGGCAUUUUGGCUGGGUACUUCAGUACAGCUGUGGUGCUCCGGAAACUGUCACCACCAUUUGGAAAGCUCAAGGCAGUAGAGGGCAAGAAGGAAGGAGAUUUCCGUGGCCUGCACUCUCGACUUCUAGCCAAUGCCGAAGAAAUCUCGUUCUACGGCGGAGCUGAUACCGAGCGGGUGUUCCUGGUCAGAAGCUUCAAGGAGCUGCAACGAUGGAUGGAGGGCAUUUACAGCCUCAAGAUCCGCUACAACAUGCUCGAAGACAUGAUCCUGAAGUACUCCUGGUCAGCAUUUGGUUAUUUGAUAACUUCCCUACCCAUCUUCCUCCCCGCCUGGGGUGGCUCAGGUGGUGCAAUGGAAUUGGCCAAUGCACCCGAGGCUACGGGUCGCGAGCGUGGCCGUAUGAAGGAGUUCAUCACUAACAAACGCCUCAUGCUUUCACUCGCCGAUGCUGGAGGCCGCAUGAUGUACAGCAUUAAGGACAUCUCAGAACUGGCUGGCUACACCUCUCGCGUCUACAGCCUCAUCGCCACAUUGCACCGUGUUCAUGCCGAUGCGUAUUACACCCCGCGGGGCUCGCAUCCCGAACUAUACUCUCUUGCCGAUUCCCAAGGCACCACCCACAACGGUUUCGACGGAGUCCGCCUAGAGCAGGUCCCGAUCGUCGCACCAUCCCUCCACCCAAUGGGCGGCGACGAACUCAUCGAGUCGCUCUCAUUCAUCGUCCACUCAGGCGAACACCUCCUCAUCUCAGGUCCAAACGGCGUAGGCAAGUCUGCUAUUCCCCGUAUUGUGGCCGGACUCUGGCCUGUAUACCGCGGCCUGGUCAGUCGUCCUCGAGGCUUUGGCCUCGACGGAAUCAUGUUCCUCCCCCAGCGGCCAUAUCUCAGCGUCGGCACUCUGCGCGACCAAGUGAUCUACCCGCACACGGAGGUCGACAUGCGCGAAGCCGGCGAGACCGACGCCGCUCUACAGAAGAUCCUCGACGACGCCCAUCUAGGUUAUCUGCCACAACGUGAAGGCGGCUGGGACGCUCGCAAGGAGUGGAAGGAUGUUCUGAGCGGUGGUGAGAAGCAGCGUAUGGGCAUGGCACGGCUCUUUUACCAUGAGCCACGGUAUGCAUUCAUGGACGAAGGCACUUCUGCUGUUUCUUCGGAUGUUGAGGGCUUGCUAUACGAUAAUGCCAAGGAGCGAGGUAUCACUCUCAUCACCAUUUCGACGCGGGCGUCUUUGAAAAAGUACCAUACCUAUAACCUGAAUCUUGGCCUAGGUGCUGAAGGCGAGGUCUGGGAGUUCGAGAGAAUCGGUACUGAGAAGGAGAAGCUUGGCGUCGAGAAAGAACUUCAGGAGCUGCGGAAGCGCCUGGAUAAGGUGGAUGAGUGGAAACAGCGCCGCGAGGAAAUUGAUCAAGAGCUUCAGAAGGUUUGGGCUAAUGAGGGUGAAGUCGCACCGCCGCCUUAUCAGGAAGAAGAGCACUCUGGUUCUGAGGCUCUAGUUGAAGUAACUGCAAAUUGA